Fulvia fulva is the source of this 1035-nucleotide messenger RNA. Its product is annotated as Malate dehydrogenase, mitochondrial. Gene Ontology annotation, biological process: tricarboxylic acid cycle; malate metabolic process. The record is from RefSeq and is a predicted model, not a curated record. The coding region runs from base 1 to 1035 and encodes 344 amino acids. Gene Ontology annotation, molecular function: L-malate dehydrogenase (NAD+) activity. Lineage: Eukaryota; Fungi; Ascomycota; Dothideomycetes; Mycosphaerellales; Mycosphaerellaceae. Gene Ontology annotation, cellular component: mitochondrion; cytoplasm. The transcript is spliced from 4 exons.
AUGUUCGCCGCACGCAAGGUCUCGCAGUCCGUGCUGGGUGGUGCCUUCCAGCGCAGAGCUUUCUCUGCCACAGCCGCCGACCUCUCCAAGGUCGUCGUCCUCGGUGCCGGUGGUGGUAUCGGCCAGCCGCUGUCCCUCCUCCUCAAGCUCAACCCACGAGUCACUGAGCUUGCACUUUACGACAUCAAGGGCGGCCCAGGUGUUGCCGCUGAUGUCGGCCACAUCAACAUGAAGAGCACUGUCACUGGCUACGAGCCAACGCCAGAGGGUCUCGCUGCUUGCUUGAAGGGCGCUGAGAUCGUUGUCAUCCCAGCUGGUGUUCCACGCAAGCCAGGCAUGACCCGUGAUGACCUGUUCAACACCAAUGCCUCGAUCGUCCGCGACCUCGCAAAGGCUGCCGCCCAGCACUCCCCAGACGCCAACAUGCUCAUCAUCUCCAACCCAGUGAACAGCACCGUCCCAAUUACCGCUGAGGUCUUCAAGAAGGCCGGUGUCUACAACCCAAAGAAGCUCUUCGGUGUGACCACCCUUGACGUCGUUCGCGCAUCACGAUUCAUCUCUCAGAUCAAGAACACCGACCCAGCGAACGAGAACAUUGUCGUUGUUGGUGGACACUCUGGCGAGACCAUUGUCCCACUCCUCAGCCAGUCUGGCCACGAUCUCCAGGGUGCUGAACGCGACGAGUACGUCAGGCGCGUGCAGUUCGGUGGUGACGAGGUCGUCAAGGCUAAGGAUGGUGCUGGUUCCGCUACCCUCUCCAUGGCCAUGGCCGGUGCCCGCUUCACUGAAUCGCUCCUCAAGGCCGCUCAAGGCCAGAAGGGCGUUGUUGAGCAGACCUUCGUUGACUCGCCUCUCUACAAGGACCAGGGCGUCACCUACUUCUCAUCCAGCGUUACCCUCGGACCAAACGGUGUUGAGGAGAUUCACCCAGUUGGCAAGGUCAACGAGUACGAGCAGGGUCUCCUCGACAAGUGCCUCAAGGACCUCAAGGGCAACAUCGAGAAGGGUGAGAAGUGGGCACAGAGCAACCAGUAG